Messenger RNA from Phycomyces blakesleeanus NRRL 1555(-), 2166 nucleotides. RefSeq lists its product as hypothetical. NCBI's taxonomy places the organism in Eukaryota, Fungi, Mucoromycota, Mucoromycetes, Mucorales, Phycomycetaceae. The transcript is spliced from 3 exons. The record is from RefSeq and is a predicted model, not a curated record. Bases 1 to 2166 code for a protein of 721 amino acids.
AUGUCUCAACAAUCCGCUGUCAAAUCUACUAUCGUUUCUGGUGAAGAAACCGCCCGUGUCAACUCUGGUGUCAUUCCUCCUCCUUCUGCUGCUGGUUCUGCUGACCACGAUGGUGAUACCGUGAUGACUCCCUUGGGUUCUGAGGACGGUGCCUUUGAUUCUGAAGAAGGUUCUUCUGGUUCUGAUGCUGGCCGUUCUGGUUAUGUGGGUGCCAAUUCUCCUCGCAUCUAUUUGGGUAACUCUGGAGUCAGAGUUAACAACAACCUUGUGGCCACCAUGGAGAUGUUGCUGGCUUCUGCUGAGGAGGACCUCAACGCUAAGAAGGGCAACUACUACGCCGCUCUAGGCCACUACUUGGGUGUUUCCAAGAGAGAUCCCACCUCUACUGCUGCCAAGUCUGCUUCCAAGGGUGCCAAGGAAGCACAAGAACUGUUUGCUGAGGCUGAGCAAAUCCUCAAGAACCUCAAGGCUUCCACUGCUCCUGCGUCUAAGCCUCAUGACAAGAGAAGCACUCUGGUUCCCAGUAACCUACCUUUUCUCCAGCUUCGUUCUGAGGGUCCUCUGGUGAAGGCCAACCGCUAUGUGUUCGAUUCGGUGUAUGACUUCUGCCAGGAGUUUACCACAGUCCUGGAAGCACACUCUCUGUCCUUGGAUUCCUGCUGGGAACGUCUGUUGCCUACUUGUUUGAACAAGGAAGAACGUUCUUGGUUUGAGGACAAGCUCAAAGGCAAGGCCUACAACUGGAAGAAGGCCGAAAGUAUUCUUCUGAAUUACUAUGACAUGCCGUUCCAUAAGUUCCUGAACAUGGGUCGUGUCUGGUGCAUGAAACAAGGCAAAGGAGAAUCUGCUCGUUCUUUUGGUGCCAAGUUCCAAAAGUUCCGCUGCCAGACCUCGUUGGACGAUGGUGUUCAAUUGGUUCUCUGCUUCUGGUGGAAUCUGCGUCCGGAAGUCCGGGAAGCUUGUCUCAUUCCUUUGUCAGCCAACUAUGGCACCAAGAUGCCCUCAAAGAUUGAGGACAUCAUCUCGUUGUCUCCCAAGAAGUCAUGGGACUUCAAGAAGGCGAUGAAGGAUAGCAUUUGUUUCUCGUGCAAGGCUCCCUGGGUUAAGGGACACUCCUGUCCAGAACGGGAGAAGUACUUGACAAAGGUGUCAAGGAUGGCAGUCCGCUCCUCUGCUGGUAGACCAGCAAGAGCUUCCACUGUGGUUGAGGGGAGUCCCUCGUUGCCUUGGUCAGAGUACCAAAACAACACUAGUGCUCUGGCCAAGAUGGCAUUAGAUUGUAAGUACAAUCUUAAAGACAUGGUUAUUAAAAGAGAUUUUAAGAACAUGAGCGCUAAUAUUACCUUUCCUAUUUUGGCAAAUAAUUCUAUUAGAACCAUCUCCUUGUUGGACUGUGGGGCCACGUUCAGUUUGGUGGACAAGAAUUUUUGCUUGAAGAAUGGAAUAGCCAUUAGUUAUAUCAAUCACAUUAAUAAGGAUUUGUUGAACAAAAACAAUGUUCAUAAGUAUUUUAUUUAUUUGGCUGAUAGCAAUACCCAGAUUAAAAGAAUUGGUACUUGUGUGAUCAGUGUAACUUGCAAUAGUAAGACUAUUCAACGCGAGUUUGAAGUGAUGAAUUUAACUAAUAGUCAUGAGUAUGAUUUCAGUAUUGGUACUGAUUAUAUGUCUUCUCUUGGUAUUGGUAUUUAUGGUUUACCUUUAUCAUAUGAUGAUGCUGAUUCAAGUAAGGAACGUAGAGAAGCCAAUAGACGCUUCAAUAAUAAGAGUGAUCUUCUUGAAUCCAUUGAGAGAGAAAAUGAACGAAAGGAAAAUAAUCCAGCUGUAGGUCCCAAACAGUUUGAGGAUGCUAUGGAUUAUAUUCGACCAUUCAUUAAAGACAAUCAAGAUAUUCCUAAGGGUUCAUUUUGUACUAUACCUGAAAGUGUUGUAUGUUUGGACACUCCAGAAAAUGCCACGGCGUUCAGAAGCCUUUAUCCCAUUCCUUACAAGAUGCAAGGUGUAGUGGAUGAACAGGAAUACUGGCAAAGAAUUGGUGAAGCACCAGAAGGUAUCAAAGACAUCAAUAAGGCCAAUAAGAAAUUAUUAAAGGAUAUGAAAGUUGCAUAUUCCGCACCUAAAGAAAAUUCAGGUACUAAAAGAAAGAAUUAUGCAAAGACAGCUUAUUAA